CUCGCCCUCUGGGCCCGCCCCCGGCGCUCUCCCGGCCCGCCCGCGCGCCGCUUCUCAGUCCCUUCCCGCCGCCCGUGCGCCCCAGUCGUCUUCCCCGAGAGCGCGACCUGCGCUCCCCAGGCUUCCUCCAGCCGCCGCCGUCCGGCCGAGCCCCAGCUCCCGAGCUGCCGCCGCUGCUGCCGGGACAUGGUCCUCUGCGUUCCGGGACCUCGUCCUUUGCUGGCUGUGGAGCGGAUCGGGCAGCGGCCUCUGUGGCCCCAGCCUGAGCCAGCUAUGCAGCCUUUGCCUGCCGGGGCCUUCCUGGAGGAGGUGGCAGAGGAGAUCCCAGCCCAGUCCGAGAGUGAGCCCAAGGUGCUAGACCCCGAGGAAGACCUGCUGUGCAUAGCCAAGACCUUCUCCUACCUUCGGGAAUCUGGCUGGUAUUGGGGUUCCAUUACGGCCAGUGAGGCCCGGCAACACCUGCAGAAGAUGCCAGAGGGCACGUUCCUAGUACGUGACAGCACCCACCCCAGCUACCUGUUCACGCUGUCAGUCAAAACCACCCGUGGCCCCACCAACGUGCGCAUCGAGUACGCCGACUCCAGCUUCCGCCUGGACUCCAACUGCCUGUCCAGGCCGCGCAUCCUGGCCUUCCCAGAUGUCGUCAGCCUCGUGCAGCACUAUGUGGCCUCCUGUGCUGCUGACACCCGAGGCGACAGCCCCGAUCCUGCCCCCGCGCCAGCCUGGCCUACCCCUAAGGAGGAGGCUCCUGGUGACCCAGCGCUGCCCGCCCCUGUGGCCACUGCUGUGCACCUAAAACUGGUGCAGCCCUUUGUGCGUAGGAGCAGUGCCCGCAGCCUGCAGCACCUGUGUCGCCUGGUCAUCAACCGUCUGGUGACCGACGUGGACUGCCUGCCACUGCCCCGGCGCAUGGCCGACUACCUCCGACAGUACCCCUUCCAGCUCUGACCCGGCCGAGCAGCCUCCUCGCCUCACCCAGCCGUCCUCUGGAGGGGACACUGGCCCCAGCUGGACCUGGGUUCUCGCUGUCCCUCCUCCAGUCAUCCUGGUGCCCACGUGCUUCUGGCAGCUGGACCAGGAAGAGUCAGCAGGAGCAAGGCUUGGGGCAAGGUGGAGGGGGCGGUGUCACACAGCUUGGAGGUUGGGCCCCAGCUCCCAUGUGGCUCCAUGGUGGUGGGCCACGUGUCAGAAGAGAGGGAGACAGGCAGGAUCUUGUCUCGCCCCGUGGGCCGGGCCCAGGCCCCCACUCACCUGCUGUGGCCUCAUGAACUGUAUAGACUCUUCCGGCCCAGGUUCCUCAGUUUGCAGGGUGGGGCUGGCCCCCUCCUUCCAACCUGCCUUUCUCGGGAGGAUAGCAGCCAGAGGAACUGAGGUUGACAGCGACAGCCCCCUGGUGGGGGAGCGGGCCAGGCUGGGCACUGCACAGUUAUACAGUAUUUAUUUAUUUAUUCUCCUGGGGUUGGUCUCAGGGUGAGCCAGCCCCACCUCCCGCCCCCGAGGGGGUGCUCUGAGACCCCAGCUUCUCCAGCUCCUCCCUGCGGAGAGCCCCGACCUGAGACAGGCGCUGGACCCGAGGCAGUCGUGGAAGUCCUGGUGCUGACUCCCCACCCAUGAUUGCGUCCGCCCUCUUCUGCGCCAGCCCUGCUCCGGGAGGGCAGACAAACGGGCAAGAAAAUGGAGCCAAAGCUGCAGCCCCCCGCCCCCACCGCGGGCCUGCUGCUCCCCACCCCCACCCCUGCCGGCAGAGCUCCACCGCGCAGAGCUGGACACGGGCUGGGCCAAGCUGCUGGGUUUGCUUCCUUCCUAGGAAGGCGCUCCUGCCGCCGGAGAGAGGGAAAGAAAUACACAUCUGAUGAGACUUUAUAAGAUAAUUAUUAUAACAAAACCCAGUUUGGUGGUCUUUUUUCUUCCACUGGUUUUUUUGUAAUGAUAAUAAA
Pteronotus mesoamericanus is the source of this 1937-nucleotide messenger RNA. It is a transcript of the gene CISH, whose product is annotated as cytokine inducible SH2 containing protein. Gene Ontology annotation, biological process: phosphatidylinositol phosphate biosynthetic process; intracellular signal transduction. Gene Ontology annotation, cellular component: phosphatidylinositol 3-kinase complex. Bases 187 to 948 code for a protein of 253 amino acids. NCBI's taxonomy places the organism in Eukaryota, Metazoa, Chordata, Mammalia, Chiroptera, Mormoopidae. The transcript is spliced from 3 exons. Gene Ontology annotation, molecular function: 1-phosphatidylinositol-3-kinase regulator activity. The record is from RefSeq and is a predicted model, not a curated record.